This is a messenger RNA of Callorhinchus milii (elephant shark), 643 nucleotides long. RefSeq names its product PHD finger protein 5A (gene phf5a). The transcript is spliced from 4 exons. The record is from RefSeq and is a predicted model, not a curated record. The coding region runs from base 69 to 401 and encodes 110 amino acids. Gene Ontology annotation, biological process: mRNA splicing, via spliceosome. Gene Ontology annotation, cellular component: U2 snRNP; catalytic step 2 spliceosome; precatalytic spliceosome. NCBI's taxonomy places the organism in Eukaryota, Metazoa, Chordata, Chondrichthyes, Chimaeriformes, Callorhinchidae.
GAGGGUUGGCGAGGUCACGCCUCACUUCCGGUGAGGGUUGGCGGGUUCGGAGCGCGCGCGCGAGGCCAAUGGCGAAACACCACCCGGACCUGAUCUUCUGCAGGAAACAGGCCGGCGUGGCUAUUGGAAGAUUGUGUGAGAAAUGUGACGGCAAAUGUGUCAUCUGCGACUCCUAUGUGCGUCCGUGCACGCUGGUCCGGAUCUGCGACGAGUGUAACUACGGCUCCUACCAGGGGCGAUGUGUGAUCUGUGGGGGCCCAGGCGUGUCCGACGCCUAUUACUGCAAGGAGUGCACCAUCCAAGAGAAGGAUAGAGACGGCUGCCCAAAGAUCGUCAAUCUGGGAAGCUCCAAAACAGACCUGUUUUACGAACGCAAAAAGUACGGCUUCAAGAAGAGGUGAACCUGGGAUCGUGUGCGAGCCGCUCGCUCCCAACUGGAGGUGCAGACGCCGACAGAGAGGGAGCAAGAGCGUGAUCUGCGUGGGGACAUUUUGGUUUUUACCCGUCGACUAUUUCACAAGCACGGACAUCAAAGCGGACAUCUCAAAUCAGGCAGGCAGCUUCUUGGGGCGGAGGGUGGGGGGGGUGGGGGGGUGGGGGGAGGCAGUGAAUGGGACAGAAUUAAAUGUUUCUCAAUCGUAAA